AUGGCCUCUUCGCAGCAGACCGAUUCGGCCGACCAGGGCUCGCUGCUGAGUCCUGGUGGCAUAGCAGGCUCUUCGGGCAGAGAGCGGUCUCUAUCUGUGGCAUCAGCCGCAGCCUCAUCAUCCUACUCGGGCCCAACAGACCCAAACCACAGCCCGACCUCGUCGCUAUCACCAGAUGCGACCUGGCACCGGGAUCCGGCCCGGCUGUCGGUCCAACAUGCCUCGCAUCGACUUUCGCAGUCGAUCGAUGGCGAUACCCUGCGGCCGCGGUCUGACUCGUUUGCUUCGACCGCAGCGACAACAGUCCACUCGAGGACCAACUCACAUGUAGAGCAGGCUCCUGUCACUAAAAUGGUUUAUGAUGAUGUGUCGCUGUCAGAUGCUCUGACGCCGGAUCCUCGCAAUGAGACCGAUUUCCAGGUGCUGGAUAACCGGUUUGCGUUUUCGCCGGGCCAGCUGAAUAAAAUGCAGAACCCGAAGUCGCUGGCGGCGUUUCAUGCGCUGGGGGGCUUGCAGGGCUUGGAACGGGGUCUGCGGACGGAUUUGAAUGCCGGUUUAUCUGUCGACGAGGGGCCCUUGCAGGGCACUGUUGACUUCCAGGAGGUGACGCCUGCUGUUGAUACAAAGUACUCUUCGACAAGCAAACCACCACUACCAACACCACCCGAAUCUAGCAUCCCGCCACCGAACACGAUAUCAAAUGGCGAUGGCUCGCCGUUCGAAGAUCGCAUCCGCGUUUUCAGCCAGAACCGGCUCCCGGCUCGCAAAUCCACCGGGUUCUUGAAACUUCUUUGGAUUGCUUAUAACGAUAAAAUCAUCAUUCUCUUGACCAUUGCCGCCAUCGUGUCUUUAUCCUUGGGGAUAUACGAGUCCGUGGAUGGAGGCACGGGCGUGGACUGGGUAGAAGGUGUGGCCAUCUGCGUGGCGAUCCUUAUCGUCACCAUCGUGACUGCGGCCAAUGACUGGCAGAAGGAGAGGCAGUUUGCCAAACUCAAUAAGCGGAACGAUGACCGCGAAGUCAAAGUUGUUCGUUCGGGCAAGUCCACUAUGGUAUCGAUCUACGAUAUCAUGGUCGGCGACGUGCUCCAUCUCGAGCCUGGCGACUCCAUCCCCGCAGAUGGCCUUUUGAUCACAGGCCACGGUGUGAAAUGCGACGAAUCCUCGGCUACUGGCGAGUCCGAUCAGAUGAAAAAGACCCAGGGCCAUGAAGUAUGGCACCAUAUCGUGGAUGGUUCUGCCACCAAGAAACUCGACCCCUUUUUGAUUUCGGGGAGCAAGGUUCUUGAAGGUGUUGGCACCUAUUUGGUGACGAGUGUUGGGCGCUAUUCUACAUACGGCCGCAUCAUGCUGUCUCUGCAGACGGCUAACGACCCUACUCCUCUCCAAGUCAAGCUGGGUCGCCUGGCGGAUUGGAUUGGGUAUCUGGGCUCAGCCGCCGCUAUCAUUCUCUUCUUCGUUUUGCUUUUCCGUUUUGUCGCCGAGCUCCCAAAUCACCCUGACAUGCCCUCUGCGGCAAAGGGCAAGGAAUUUGUGGAUAUCCUGAUUGUCGCCGUGACAGUCAUCGUGGUUGCCAUUCCAGAGGGCCUUCCCCUGGCUGUGACUCUUGCGCUGGCAUUUGCUACCACGCGCAUGGUCAAGGAGAACAACCUCGUUCGUGUCCUUCGAGCCUGCGAGACAAUGGGUAACGCUACGGUCGUGUGCUCCGACAAAACGGGAACAUUGACCCAAAAUAAAAUGACCGUGGUUGCUGGCACCUGGGGCUCGGCUCGCAGCUUCGGCCAAUCGUCUGAUAGCGACGGCCCUGGCAACUCAGAAUCCAUCUCAGAGCUCUUCCAGCAAUGCUCGGCCGCGGUUCGAGAUCUGAUUGUGAAGAGUGUUGCUCUGAACUCCACGGCGUUUCAAGAGGAGAAAGAGGGACACAAGGAGUUUGUUGGGAGCAAGACCGAGGUUGCUCUCCUUCAGCUGGCUCAGGAUUAUCUGGGCAUGGACCUCGUCUCGGAACGAGGCUCUGCGGAGAUCAAGCAGUUGAUUCCGUUUGACUCUUCUCGCAAGUGUAUGGGCAUUGUCUAUCGCAAUCCUGGUGCUGGCUACCGUCUCCUUGUCAAGGGAGCAGCCGAGCUGAUGGUUGAUGCCUGCACGACACGAAUUAUGGACAUUGAUCUAUCCAAUGACAGACUCGCUACGCAACAGCUUUCUGAAAAAGAGCGACAACACAUCCUGGAGACAAUCGAUCGGUAUGCCCAAGGAUCUCUUCGGACGAUUGGGAUGGUCUACAAAGACUUUGCGACGUGGCCGCCGACCGAGGCGCAAAAGUUGGAAGAUGACUCUUCCGCGGCUGAGUUCGACGAUAUCUUUCGGGACAUGACCUGGGUCGGGGUUGUGGGCAUUCAGGACCCUCUUCGCCCGGAAGUGCCGCCAGCCAUCCGCAAGUGCCACUCAGCCGGCGUCCAGGUGAAAAUGGUGACCGGCGACAACAUCGCCACAGCCACCGCGAUUGCAUCGUCAUGCGGCAUCAAGACCGCAGACGGUCUGGUCAUGGAAGGGCCCAAGUUCCGGCAACUGGCCGAUGAAGACAUGGAUAAGGUGAUUCCGCGUCUGCAGGUUCUGGCGCGGUCGUCUCCAGAGGAUAAACGGAUCUUGGUCGAGCGGCUCAAGAUUCUUGGGGAAACCGUGGCAGUCACGGGCGAUGGCACCAACGAUGGUCCGGCUUUGCGCACUGCCGACGUUGGCUUUUCUAUGGGCAUCGCUGGUACCGAAGUUGCCAAGGAGGCGAGCUCGAUCAUUCUUCUGGAUGAUAACUUCCGGUCCAUUGUCACUGCUAUUUCCUGGGGACGGGCGGUUAAUGAUGCCGUGGCCAAGUUUCUUCAGUUCCAGAUCACUGUCAACAUCACGGCUGUGGUGCUGACCUUCGUGUCGUCGGUUUACAGCAGCGAGGGUAGCAGUGUCUUGAAUGCUGUGCAGCUGCUGUGGGUGAAUCUGAUCAUGGACACCUUUGCAGCACUAGCCUUAGCCACCGACGCCCCCACAGAGAAAAUCCUCGACCGCAAACCUGUCCCCAAACGGGCCUCUCUAUUCACCCUAACAAUGUGGAAAAUGAUUCUCGGACAAGCGGUAUACCAACUCGCCGUAACCUUUAUGCUCUACUUCGCCGGCGACAAACUGCUGGGCUCACACCUCGCCACCAACGACCCCACACUCCGCCAGACCCAACUAGCCACCAUCGUGUUUAACACCUUUGUAUGGAUGCAGAUCUUCAACGAGUUCAACAACCGCCGCCUCGACAACCGCUUCAAUAUCUUCGAGGGAAUGUUCCGCAACUACUGGUUCCUGGGCAUCAAUGCCAUCAUGGUCGGCGGCCAGGUCAUGAUCGUGUAUGUGGGCGGCAAGGCCUUUGGCGUGACCCGGUUGAGCGGCCUCCAGUGGGGGGUUUGUCUCAUCUGUGCUGUUGCCUGUCUUCCCUGGGCGGUUGUCCUGCGCAUGAUCCCUGAUCGCCAUUUCGGUGUCGUCUUUAAUGCCGUUGUUGGUGGUUUGGCGUUUGUGCUGCGGCCUCUGCUGAAAGGGUUUCAAGUCUGUGGUCGUGGUCUCAAGGCUCUCUUUGAGCCGGUGACGCGGUUCACCCGUCGGAUUCUUUCCUCGCGCGGGUCGAAGGAGGAUGAUAAUGAUGACUCCCCCAUUCGGCGCUCGGAGGAUGAUGCUUUCUUGAAGCGGGGGCAGGAUGAAGAAGCGCCAUCCUCGCACGCGGUCCAUGCUUCGAAAACUCCUGAACGCCCUACCACACCGCCUCCUGUGGCGGCCACCAGCCCCACCUCCCCAGCUCUCCCCCGACGCACUGCAUCGCCUCACGGUUACCUGCCAUCUCCCCUCGAUCCCAGCGACUUUGUCUUUUUCUUCCAGGACUCGGCCUUUUCUCUCAUAUUCCCCCAUCCCCGCACUGUUGAAUAUCUCUCCGCACAUCCCCCCCAAAGCCCACUUCCCGCCCACUGCAUCAACAAUUCCGAACAGAUCACGCCCAACAGCCAACUAGCCCCGGAGCCCAUUCUCGAUAAGGGAGCUUUCGACUGGAUCAUCAACCCAAAUAACUCACUUGAGCCAUUUCAAUUAUUCGAUUCUGCUGUUCCCCCGCACGCCACAGCGCACACCUUGCCCACCAUGUCGCAACUCAACUACCGCACCAUCAACAUCGACCUCCUCGACCCGGAGUCCUCGAGCAACUUCCCCAUGGAAACCCUCCUCCCCGGCACGCUGCCCCAACCCGAGACCUCGAGUGAUGCCGCCAACGUCGCGACGCAAGUCCGCCAGCUGCUGCGCGGCGGUGAUCCCGAGGGCGCCCUCCGGCACGCCCUGGACACCGCGCCGCUGGGCGGCGACGACCGCGCAAGGGAGGUGCACCUGGCUACCGUGGUGGAGGUGCUGCAGGGGAUCCGGCAGGGCGAGAUGACCCGCAUUCUGGAGGGAGUAUGUGGCGGGAAUAGCGGGGCAGAGCGGGCAGACUGCUUGAUGAAGUAUCUAUACAAAGGAAUGUCCUCGCCUGCCCCCAGUAGCGGCGCCCAGUCGCCGCGCAAGUCCGUUUCGCCGCAGAACACGGGCUUCUCGCAGAUCCAGGCCCGUAACUUGGGCGAAGGCGGCGGUGGUCAGCAGAUGAGCGUGUUGCUGAAUUGGCACGAGAAGUUGGUUGAGGUGACAGGGACUGGGUCGAUUGUGCGGGUCAUGACGGACCGCCGGACGGUUUAA
Penicillium alfredii is the source of this 4731-nucleotide messenger RNA. RefSeq names its product calcium-translocating P-type ATPase. The transcript is spliced from 8 exons. Gene Ontology annotation, cellular component: Arp2/3 protein complex; intracellular membrane-bounded organelle; actin cytoskeleton. Gene Ontology annotation, molecular function: P-type calcium transporter activity; ATP binding; ATP hydrolysis activity. Gene Ontology annotation, biological process: regulation of actin filament polymerization; calcium ion transmembrane transport; intracellular calcium ion homeostasis. The coding region runs from base 1 to 4731 and encodes 1576 amino acids. Lineage: Eukaryota; Fungi; Ascomycota; Eurotiomycetes; Eurotiales; Aspergillaceae. The record is from RefSeq and is a predicted model, not a curated record.